GCAUCAGUUUGAUAUUCAGCGGUGAAAGUUUCAGCAAUAUGAAAUUACAUUUUCUCUUCGUUUUGAUAAUAAGCGCUCUAGUGGGCACUCUAAUGGCUGCUUCUGCACCUAGCGGUCCACCACCAAGUGGUCCACCACCAAGUGGUCCUCCACCAAGCGGCCGACCACCAAGAGGCCCACCACCAAGCGGUCGCCCACCACCACCAACCACUUCCAGUUCCGGCUAAUUUAACCACCCCCUCUUUAUCGACAAUGCUUUGGAUAACUGACAAUUGAAAACAAAUUUUCACUCACUUUUUUUUUACGAAAUAUCAACUUGAAAUGCAUUCAAAAAUAUUGUAAAAUUUUAAAAAUUUAUUUUUUCACAA
This is a messenger RNA of Anastrepha ludens (Mexican fruit fly), 368 nucleotides long. Its product is annotated as histidine-rich glycoprotein-like. The record is from RefSeq and is a predicted model, not a curated record. The coding region runs from base 39 to 227 and encodes 62 amino acids. Lineage: Eukaryota; Metazoa; Arthropoda; Insecta; Diptera; Tephritidae. The transcript has 3 exons.